Molecule: messenger RNA, 2013 nt
Organism: Lindgomyces ingoldianus
Lineage: Eukaryota; Fungi; Ascomycota; Dothideomycetes; Pleosporales; Lindgomycetaceae
Exons: 3
Coding region: 1-2013 (670 amino acids)
Biological process (GO): cleavage in ITS2 between 5.8S rRNA and LSU-rRNA of tricistronic rRNA transcript (SSU-rRNA, 5.8S rRNA, LSU-rRNA)
Cellular component (GO): nucleus
Molecular function (GO): ATP hydrolysis activity; polynucleotide 5'-hydroxyl-kinase activity
Source: RefSeq, a predicted model, not a curated record
AUGCCCGGGAAACGAAAGAGAGUUGGCAUCAUAAGCUCUGAUGCAAUAUCAUCAGGCUCUCAGCAAAGUGCACCAAUUAGCGCCGCAGCAGCCGCGAGAUCAAAGGCGCACAUUCAAACCUGUGUUGAUAUUUCUCGAGAUGAAUCGCCAAAUAGGUCCAACUCCACAUCAAUGGAUGCUGCCAAUGAUGACUACGAGGAUUCUGAACAAAAUGCUUAUAUGAACAUCGAGGAUGCUCCUACCACGAACCGGCAGCUCUCCACUUGGAGAUACUCCAAAGAAACAGUCCUGUCCGAAUCUGAAGCUCAAGUUACAGUCAUACUCGAGAAAGCAUCGACUAUCUCCCUAAUAGGCUGUUUCUAUCUCAUGGUGCUGAAAGGUGCCAUCAAUGUCAAUGGUGCUAAUGUUUCUGCAAAUCCACGUAAGCGGGAAAAGGGCACAUCGUAUCAUGUCUUCGUCCCGUCAACACAUCCAAUUACCGCCAUUCGAGGGCUAGACAGGUGUAAUGAGAUUCAAUUUCAACAUUGCCCCGCGACGGCUCCCUUUUCUAGCAUCUGCCCGCUCUUCUCCAAUAUCUGGAAUGCAUCAUCGAAGGGACCUGUCGACAGGUCAUUUACUCUCAUCCGCGAAUCGAACGAUGACCUUCUUAAGCGAUCUAUUUUCCCUGCAAUCAUUCCCGAUGGCUGGACCAGCCGAAUCGAGAACUGCACUGAACCCUCUGCAACGACCAUGAUCAUCGGGCCAUCCUCCUCUGGAAAAUCCGCAUUUGCUAAGCAACUCCUUAACAGAUAUCUCACCGGAUUCGGCAAAAGAAGUCAGGCACUCUCUUCUGUUUUCUACCUGGAUCUGGACCCCAGUAAACCCGAAUUCACCCCUCACGGCCAGAUAUCGCUCGUCCAUGUAAGAGAAGUUAAUCUUGGCCCUUCGUUUACCCACCCGGCUCCCAUUCCUGGAUCAAGCUCGGAUGCUAUGAAUGAGCUUGUACGUGCGCAUCCACUCCCGAUCAGAGGCUAUUUGGGGGACCAAGAACAUUUUCUCGCUUGUUUCGAGGAUCUUUUCCAGACAUAUGUAAACCUUCGGCAACAGACUCCUUUCGCUCCUUUGGUGAUCGACACACUCGGAUUGGAUUUAACAUCGAACAAGGACCUUCUGCUUAAAAUAAUAGCACGCAUCAGACUCCGAUAUCUAAUCUACGUCGAAAGUCCCUUCUUCAUAGCCGAAAAUACCUCGAAUGAAUUCAAGGAGUUGAGCACUGUAGCAACUCAGAAGGGAACCACUCUCUUGUCUGUCGAACCCCUAAAGCUGCUCGACGCGCCAACACGCACAAACUCUGAGAUAAGAAGCAUGCAAAUGCUCUCCUACUUCCACUGCAACGGCUUCACAAACUCAUCAUCUCCGCAACGCACUUACUCGUCCAAGCCUUGCUCUUUCAUGAAACCCUGGGAUUUUUGCUAUGAAGAAACAGCCACUUCCCGCCAAGGCUUCAUUGGCUUCCUCACGCUAUGCGAAUGGAUCCCGCCUUCCGAACUCUUGACCGCACUAAACGGCUCCCUCAUCCAGAUCGUGGAGACUGAGGAUCCAAACAUCCAGAAAGCCUUCCACAAUCUCCCUCGAACAGGUAAAUUCCGCAUUCCGUACUUCAACAAGAGCAAAAACGGUUCCGUCGAGCCACCCGACCCUAGGACGUCUCGAUUAGUCUGUACAGCGCUGAUCAGAGGCUUUGAUCCUGAGAGAAGGGUAGCACAGGUCUUGGUUCCCAAGACCCAUGAGGUGCUGAUGUAUGGGCUAAAGCCUGAGAAGACCAUUUUCGUGUUCGGGUGCUGCGAGUUUCCAGAAUGGGCGUAUAUGGAAGAUGCGUACUACGAUCUCUGGCAGCAAGGAGGGGAAAAUGCUGAGAAUGUUGAUGUUGGGAAAAUUGGCAUAGAUUUGCCACCGUGGGUGGCAACCGCACAGAAAAUAGAAGCGCUGGGAAGUUUAAAUACGGUGAGAAGAGUAAGGAAGUUUCACCAAUGA